Messenger RNA from Myxocyprinus asiaticus (Chinese sucker), 7831 nucleotides. RefSeq names its product trinucleotide repeat-containing gene 6B protein-like. Gene Ontology annotation, cellular component: nucleoplasm; P-body. Bases 299 to 6289 code for a protein of 1996 amino acids. The record is from RefSeq and is a predicted model, not a curated record. Lineage: Eukaryota; Metazoa; Chordata; Actinopteri; Cypriniformes; Catostomidae. Gene Ontology annotation, molecular function: nucleic acid binding. The transcript is spliced from 21 exons. Gene Ontology annotation, biological process: miRNA-mediated post-transcriptional gene silencing; positive regulation of nuclear-transcribed mRNA poly(A) tail shortening.
UAUCUGUCCAGACACACACAGUCACACCGAGCAGUAAAAUGGCCGAUCGUCAACCAACUGACUUCACAGCGCUUUAAACAGAGAUUCCGACACUUUCGUUUACAUGAUCGUAUUCCAUAUUUAAAAACUAGGAUUAUAGAAGGAGUGGUUCCAUGACUAGCUCUUAGACCUUGAUGGAGUGUUGUAUUUCACGUUGCCUCAAAACCCAGAAUUUCGCACUUAUGCACUUUAGCUUGAAGACUCGCUGCAGUGCAUGUAAUUCCUGAGAAAGGAGGAUCAGGAAAGGGAACAGCAGUUCAUGGAAGACAAGAAAAGGAAAAAGGAAGAUAAAAGGAAACGGGAAACCUCACAGAAGGUUGUCGAGCAAAAAAAUAAAGUGCCAGAAUUGACCAAGCCUCCAUCUGCACAGUCUCCUUCAACCCCCAACUCGGCUUCCCCCAGCCCUGGCCCUGUCCUCUCUUCAACACCAUCCGCUGCCACCCCGGCUGCUGGCGCCCUCCCUCAGGGUGGGAACAAUGCUAAGCGGCCGGCGGUGGCCAACGGACAGCCCUCCCCCGGCACCCAGAGUUCUCAGCGCUACAUGCCCCGUGAAGUGCCCCCUCGAUUCCGUUGCCAGCAGGACCAUAAAGUGCUACUGAAGAGGGGCCAGCCACCACUGUCCUCCAUGCUGCUGGGGGGAGGCAUCAGCGGGGGAGACAGCCCCAAUGAAACAGUGACUUCUGCCUCAGAUCCAAGCCAGGGCCUUGUGUGUCCAGCUGCUCUCUCACUACCACAUACGUCGUCAUCCUCAUCAAUCGCUGCUUCUUCUUCUUCAAAUUAUGCAAAUUCCAUGUGGGGGGCCAGCUCUGGCAGCCAACCCCCCUCUCAGGGCAGGGAAAAGGUGAUAGUGGACCGAUCAGACCUGGAGGAAUGGCCCAGUAUUGCUGCUGGGGAUGGAUCAAAGGCAAGAGAUACAGCAGGUACUGGAGGCGCGGAUGGUAGCGGGAUUCUGAACUGCAGCACCUCAUGGGGUGAGAGGCAUCUCCAGCAGCAGGCAAAAGUUGUGGGAGGAGGGAAUGGAGGCAGGAAAAUCAUUUCUGGCAGCCCCUCCCCACCCACUUCCUCCAGUUCACCCAAUGAAUGUAUGCAGUCUGGUAGUGUUUGGGCUUCAUCCUCCCAUGAACUCAUAGGGGGAAAUGCAGUAGCAGCAGGCUCAUUGCCCCCCAUAUCCAAAGCUGCCCCUCUCCCAGGGAACUCUGAUGGCUCCCUUGGUGUCAACUGUGGGAUUCCAGGUGCCAAUUUUACCCCUAAUGCCAAUCCCUCUGCUUGGCCAGCCCUUGUACAGGAUGGGGCUGGGACAGUUGCAACAGAGGUUAGCUCCUCUUCCCUCCAAAGCUCAUCAUUGUCUGCCAGCAACCCUCUUUCUGUGAAUCAAGCAUCUCAUCAGCACCAACUUCACCAAAUGCAAUCCAGAGACAGAGAGCCAUCCUGUGGAGAGUGGAGUGGCACAGCACUGGAACCAGGAACAGGACCAAAAAACAUGGGAGUGGCAGAGGGGGCUGAUAUGGACUCUGGAAGUACAGGUGGAGGAGAUGCUUCCUCUUCCUCCUCCACCAGCUCAUCGUUGUGGAGAUCUCAGCCUUUCCCUGCAAACUCCAAAACGGGUGCCUCAAGGACUGAAUCUUGGGAGGAUGGAGCAGGGGUGAGCUCCGUGUCUGCUGAAGGAGGAAAUGCAUGGGGUUUCACUGGCCAGAACGAUCGCAAAGAUUUGACAGGGGCAAGUGCAUGGGAAACAGCAAGUGGGGGUCAGACCUCCGGGGUAUCUCAGGGAGCAUGGGCUGGGGACCAGGUGUUGGUUGGGGACUGGGGGGCUUCAGGUGGUGUUGGAGGUGUCAGCAAUCCAGGUGGGAAAGAUGGAUUAAGCAGUAACAGCAGCAGCAGUGGUGGUAGUGUUGGCAACCCAACAACAACCUCCUCCACACCUUCAACUAUGACAAGAGCUUGGGACAAUCAGAAAGGAGUUGGGGAUGUAGGGGCAGGAGACUCAAGUGAGUGGGGAGGCCAGGGUAGCAGAGGUGGGGAUGGUACCUCGUCCUCUAGUGGUGGAGAAAACUCCAGAAGUGGCAAUCAGCGCCAUGGUCACCACCAUUCUCAUCAGCCUCCCAACCCUGAAGUGGCCUUACAGAAUCUGCUUAGCCGGUCUGACUUGGAUCCCAGAGUGCUGUCCAACUCUGGGUGGGGACAAACACAAAUCCGUCAGAAUGUGGCAUGGGAUUUGGAGGGAGGAGUUGCAGCAGCACCACCAGGUGGAGCCAAUUCCUCUUCUUCAAUGAAUGCACCUGCCCAUACCCAACUAUACUCUGGCUCUACUGGCACCACAACUACUGAUCCAUCUUCCUCUUUGCAUCAAGGUGCAAAUCUGAAGGCCAACUUGAACUCAAACUCCAUCCUUGGACCACCAUCUGUCUCACCUGGUGAGGGCUGGGACAACAGUAGUAGCAGCAGCAGCAGUUCUUCUUUGCACACUCGAGGCCCUCCACCCUCUAGUGUCAAUAUCCAAAACCCUGGCGUCUCACAAUCUGGAGGUGGAGGAGGUAAUCAAGCUAGUGUGCAGGGCAAGCCAUCCGGGGGCUGGGGAGGGACGGCUUCAUCAGAAGGCCAAAUGAAAGGUUGGGAUAACGAGGGACAUGAGUGGAGAGAGCGCCGAGCAGGAAGUGGAGCAAGCAGGUGGGGAGAUUUUCAAACACAGGGUACUCCAGCAAGUGGAGGUAGUGGCUGGGGAGAAAGUCAUGAAGAGAAAGGAACUGGGGGUUGGAAAGAUAUGGGGAGAGGAGAUGCAGGCAAUUGGGGACAGAGAGGUAGCAGUGACUGGGGAGAGAAUGAACCCAAAUCAUGCAGUGCUGGUUGGGGGGGUGGGAAGGGUAGUGGAGGUACUAGUGGGGAUUCAGAAGUGGGUACAUGGGGUAAUUGGGAUGAGGGAGCUCCAAGAGGGGCGUGGGGAGCUGGAGGGACAGGAGUGGGUGGAGACAUGGGUGGCAAAUCUCACCAAGGCUGGGGUGGGAAAAUGCACCCUUCGCAGAUGCCAAACAGCCAAUCGGCCUCACAGAAAGGCCCGGCACAGCAGCAGCAGCAGCAGCAACAAUCACAGCCCCAGCAGUCUCAGUCAAUGGACACAGGGGCCAUGCAAGGGGGCUGGGGAAGACCAGGAGGUCCUUCAGCCCAGAGCCAAAGUUCAGGAUGGACUUCAGGGCCCAUACCCCAAAUUCCCAGUGGCCCUGGAGACAGUUCAGAGCCUUGUGGUUGGGAGGAGCCUUCUCCACAGUCCAUAAGCAGGAAGAUGGAAAUAGAUGAUGGAACAUCUGCUUGGGGUGACCCUAACAACUACAGCUGUAAAAGUGUCAACUUGUGGGACAAGAACAACCCCCCAUCUGGCCAGGCACAAUCAAUGUCCCCUCAGCAGGGACCCCCAUCCCUGCAACAGCAGCCACCUGGAAGAAUGGCAGCAGGCCAUGGGAAUAGAGACAUGAACCUUACACAUUCAUCAAACAAGGGGACAGGAAUAGCUUCGUCUGGAUGGGGAGGUAAUGGCUCUCCUUCUAGUCCAUGUGUGGACAACGGUACUGCAGCCUGGGGCAAGCCCACUGAUGCACCCACUGGUUGGGGUGAACCUGAAGACACUGGCAAGACAUCAGGUUGGGGAGACCCCUCCCCCAAUCAAGUGAAGUCUGGUUCAAAGCCUAUGCAAGAAGGUUGGGGUGAAGGAGAAGGCUCAGUCAGUGCUUCACGUCACUCCAGCUGGGAGGAGGAGGAUGAGAGUGGUGGUGUGUGGAACAGUGCUGGUUCCCAAGGCAGCAGCUCCUCAUACAACUCGGGAGGCUGGGGAACCAAGAAGGGUAACAAGGGCUCGAUGAAGGGUGCAGGAGACUCUUGGAUGAACCCUAUGACCAGACAGUUCUCAAACAUGGGGAUUCUGGGAGAGGACCCCAGUGGUCGUUCCUUGGAUCUGGCCCCUGGUCCUCCGCAGGAUAAAAAGAUGGAAGGAGAUAAGCGUGGCAUGGGCUUGAAUGAGUACAAUGGAGAGAUGCGUAAAGGAGGACGUGGAGGGGGAGCAGGAACAGUCUUCCGUUCACCUGGUUCCAAAGAGAUUGGGGCUUGUGAACCUGGGCCUUACUAUGACAAGACGAGUGGUCAGUUGUUUAGUAGUGGAGGUGGGAUGGCACAGUCCAGGCACCAAACAGGUGUGCCGCCUAUCAACCCAUCAGUACGCGCGCAAGUGCCUCAUCAGUUCCUGUCACCGCAGGUGCCAGGCUCUGUGCUAAAGCAGAUGCCUCCUCCCAGUGGAGGCAUUGGAGGUGUAGGAGGAGGCAUCUUUCCUCCACAGCUUUCCCCACAGCACAUUGCCAUGCUCAGCAGCAUCUACCCCCCUCAAAUCCAGUUUCAGCUGGCCUGUCAGCUGCUAUUGCAACAGCAACCACAGCAACAACAACAGCAGCUGCUGCAGAACCAACGCAAGUUCCCCCCAAAUAUAAGGCAACAAGCAGAUCCCCAACAGCUUGCCAGAAUUAUGGCUGUUCUUCAACAGCAGAGACAGCAGCAACAGCAGCAGGUGGGUGGUACAGGGGGAAGCUCCAAACUCUCUCCUUCUCACCUUGGUGGGAGUGGCCCAAAGAUGCCCAUGUCAGACCCACUUUCACACCCUGGCUUGGCUGGCUCUGUAGCAGACCUGCAUCAGAAAACGCCAGGCACUUAUUCUGGGUUUGGGCCAGGAGUGAACCUCUCUGGUCUAGAACUGGGUCCCAUGGUUGGUGGCCAGGCUGGGUUGAAGGACAGUGGUGGACAGCAGUCUCGUUUUAGGUGGAUGAUGGAAGGUCAUUCCCCAGCGCCCUCUCCUCCUGAUAGCACUCUCCAUAAAAAUGGUCCCAUUGCUGCUUCUCUUAAAAUAAGAGGUGGUUCCCCAUAUUCCCAGUAUGAACUGCUGGGAAGUGAGGGUUUGGGUGUGCCUCCACAAGGGCCUUCAGAUCACUGGCACCGAAGUCCUGGAAACAAGAUGGGCACCAAGACAUCCAGCUGGCCUCCAGAGUUCCAACCAGGUGUGCCUUGGAAAGGAAUUCAGAGUGUGGACCCUGAAUCUGAUCCCUACAUGACACCUGGGAGUAUGCUAAGCUCAUCGAUGUCAACCCUCAAUGACACUGAGCACCAGUUGCUAAGAGAUAACACAGAAUCAAAUCCCUCCCUCAACACCUUGCUGCCUUCACCUGGUGCCUGGCCCUACAGUGCCUCAGAGAGCCCCCUUAAUAAUGCACACAACCAAGCUAAGUACCCAGACUAUAAGCCCAGCUGGCCGCCUGAGCCCAUAGGGCACAACAAGCCUUGGAAGACCAAUCGCAACAGCUCCCACCUGCCUCGCCCACCUCCUGGACUGACCCAUCAGAAGCAGCCCUCAGUGUCUCCCUGGGGUGGAGGAGGCCCACGAAUGGGGAGAGGCUGGGGUGGCUCUGGAGGCAGCCAAGAAAACAGAUUUGGGCCUGGAUCUGGAUCUGCUUGGAGUGAUGGAGGAGCCUCUAGGGGAAGCUGCUGGCUGGUGCUAAGUAAUCUUACCCCUCAGAUUGAUGGUUCCACUUUGCGGACUAUAUGCAUGCAGCAUGGGCCCCUGUUGACCUUUCACCUUGGUCUGACCCAAGGUAGUGCUCUGAUUCGCUACAGUACUCGCCAAGAAGCAGCCAAAGCCCAGAGCGCACUUCACAUGUGUGUUUUAGGUAAUACCACAAUUCUGGCUGAGUUCGUGAGCGAGGAGGAGGUUGCACGUUAUUUUGCACAUUCCCAGGCUGGAGUUGCUGGAAGUGGCAGUGGAAGUGUUGGGGUUGGUGGAGCUGUCUCUGGGCCAGCAGGUGUGACAGGGUCAUCAGGGGCCGGUGCAGUGGGUAACAUCAGUGUUGGGAGUGGUGAUAGGGAACGGGCUGGAGUGGGAGGUUCAACAUCAGGAGGAAGUAACAAUGGUGGUGGAACGGGGCCCUCUGGCUCUACAUGGCAGAGUUUGGAUGGUACGGGCAGCUCCCCAGACCCAGCCUCUGCCCAGGGAGCAGGCUUGAGCAUUUUUGCCCAGUGGAGCAGCAAUGGUGCUGGUGGUAGCGUGGGCAGCAGUGCAGGGGGUGUUGAUCCUGGCAGGGCGGGGUUGUGGGGGGGCAUGACUGCUGGGUACACAAGCAGCAGUCUGUGGGGGUCUCCAGCCAUGGAAGAUCGGCACCAGAUGAACAGCCCUGCAGCACUGUUGCCUGGAGACCUGCUGGGAGGAGGAGCAGACUCUAUCUGACUGAUGCAGCCACUUGCUGACAAAUAGAUGUGCAGCAACACACACAUAACAGAUAUGUACAUGUAACAAAGUUAUUCUCCUAUUAUCACAAACACAUUCAGGAAUAUAGGAACAUUCAUCAGAAUACAGGCAGUUUGCACACAUACAUGCGCUGCAGUCAUUGGCCGGGCGGAAAAUGCAUAAAAAUACAGCCAAGUAUUUAGUAUAUAUUUGUAACACCUCUGUACCCAAGAUUCAAAGAUAAGCACUCAAACAGCAGAUACAGAGUAACACUUAAUCUCCUAAGUGCUGAGAAGCAGACCAACUGCAUUACAUAACAAAAUGCAUUAAGCCAAAAUUAUAGACAACACUGGUUACAAAUGUACACACUGUUUAACAUCAUUUUUACCUGAGGAGUGUUUCAAACUCUGCUCCCCAUAAUCUUAUCUCCAUGACACAUCCCAUCAUCAGAAGCAUGGAGGAGCAGUGUGUGGGACAGUUUUACAUGGGCAAGGCAGUACAGAGUUAACAACCAAAACAAACGUGCACACGCAAACAUCCCAUUUCUUACCCUUAAAUGAAGACUUCUGCAGCGAGACUUGAACAGGACAUGCAAACAGUUGGACUUAGAACUGACUCAACUGGAUGAAUCCUAACCUUGAGGUCAUAGAGAUCACACUCGCAUACUGAGAUGCUCUCACUCAGGCAUGCACUGUAAAGGACAAACCAGACAAAAAAAGGACAAAAAUAUGCAUCCUACAACGUUCGUAGAACACUCAGAAUAAAGGACGAUACAUUGUGUUACAGCUCCAUUGUCAUUCAGACUUAAAUUACUCGAACACUGUUCUGAUGUCUGACAAACUGUAUCUUGUUGUCUUUAUUUGUUUUAAAUGACGGUGAAAUCCAGAAAAGAAAAUUUUUCAAAUGCUGACCUCAUUUUUUUUUUUCUUCUUAAUCAAGUAUGUUGUCAUAAUGACGAUCACUUGGAUGUUACUUAGCUGUACAAGGUGCCCUUUCUGCCUGUGCGUUUAUGAGUGAAGUCCCCAGUAGAGGAGGUGACGUUUGGAGUGUUUGCGAGGCAUCAGUGAAUGUGUGUGGCAGCCAGAGAUUAACAAGCAUGGUGUAUUUACAAAGAUCAGUGCUGGAUUAGGGAGGCGAGUAAAUGUAUAAGUGACAGCUUAUUUCAGGUGUUUAAUGUCUAUGUGUGCAUGAUGUGUAUGCUGGUGUGGCUGUGCGUGUGAUUGUAGAUGGCAAAUUCAAGAACAUUGGCACUAAUGAAUAUUACUUAAUUUGUGGUUUUAGCAGCCUUUUUUGUUUUAUAUAUGGUCUGAAUUGCAAUAAUAAUAAUAAAGAAAAAAGAUUUUUUUAGAAGUUGCAACCAACUGAAGGCUUUCAUACUGAAACAUGAAACAUGCCAAACCUUAUUGUACCAAGCUGAGCUGGAUGGGUGUUUUAGGAACACUUAAAAGUUACCAAUUGUUUUUGUUGUUGUGUACCAUUAUAAAUUAAGGCGGGCUUUAUCACUCGUGUUCAGGUUUUUUUUUUUUUUUUUUUUUUUUUUUU